GGCUUGACUCGGGUAUCAUGUUUUAAUUUGUUUACUCGAUAAACAAAGGGCUGUGUGUUUGAGGUUUAGCUGGAGAUCUGGGCGUAUCUGAAAAAAGGUUGAAAAGAAACACAACACCAAACACACGAUAACAGAGAACACCAGAUUUAACAGUUAUUAUCCGCAGUACUGCCCUGCUUCUGUUACUAAAUUAAAAGGGAGGGGUGAUGGUUGUCCAUCCGAUGGGAAACUCUGUGUGCGUUUCUGCUUGUCCGGGUGCUUUGUUGGCACUGUGUACUUGUGUUGCUCCGGCGAAUGGACCGUCUUGUAAUUGCUAGCCUUCUGAUGCCCUGACGUGACAGUGGAGUAAUGCUAAAGGGAUCAGUGGGACCAUCACAAAGAAGAGCCCAAGGGAUUUUGAAAAUGGAGCACCGCCAUUGAUUCCAGAGCCUGCAGCAUCUCCAUGCUGGUGUGACCCAUCAAGCUCCUCAAGCCUCCACACUCGGCGAUCAUGGCACAGGAAGGCAAGCCCAGAGAACGGUCUCCAUGGCGCUUCUUCUCUCUGUUCGGGAGCCGGCCGGAGCGAGUGGUGCUCGCACGCAGCGACAGCUCCCCGGAGGAGAGCGUGCUGAAGAUCACUAUCACUGAGACCACCGUCAUCGAAUCGAACUCGGGCGUGUGGAACUCCCGCGCCCUCUCCUACCUGGGUCUCUGGUACUUCUUCAGCUUCUGCACGCUGUUCCUCAACAAGUACAUUCUGUCGCUUCUGGAGGGAGAGCCCGGCAUGUUGGGCGCUGUUCAGAUGCUCUCCACCUCCAUCAUUGGCUUCAUGAAGAUGUACGUCCCGUGCUGCCUGUAUCAACACAAAGCUCGCACUGAGUACCCACCCAACUUCAUUAUGAUCAUGCUCUUUGUGGGAUUAAUGAGGUUUGCAACAGUGGUCUUGGGGCUGGUGAGCCUGAAGAAUGUGGCUGUUUCAUUUGCAGAGACAGUGAAAAGCUCGGCUCCAAUCUUCACAGUGAUCAUGUCCAGGCUGAUCCUCGGAGAGUACACAGGUCUAUGGGUGAACCUCUCUCUGUUCCCUGUGAUGGCUGGAUUGGCACUGUGCACAGCUACAGAGAUCAGCUUCAACAUGCUGGGUUUUUCUGCAGCCUUAUCCACCAACAUUAUGGACUGUUUACAAAAUGUCUUUUCUAAAAAGCUACUAAGCGGAGACAAGUACAAAUUCAGUCCCCCAGAACUUCAGUUUUAUACCAGUGCUGCUGCUGUGAUCAUGCUUAUCCCAGCAUGGAUAUUUCUCAUGGACAUUCCAGUGAUUGGAAAGAGUGGACGCAGUUUUAAUUUCAGCCAGGAUAUUCUCCUCCUGCUCCUGUUCGAUGGGGUCCUGUUUCACCUGCAGAGCGUCACGGCAUACGCACUGAUGGGCAGGAUUUCACCUGUCACCUUCAGUGUGGCCAGCACAGUGAAACACGCCCUGUCCAUCUGGCUGAGCAUUAUCGUCUUCAGCAACAGCAUCACGGCUCUGUCGGCAGUGGGUACAGUGCUGGUGAUCAUCGGGGUCAUGCUCUACAACAAGGCCAACCAGUACCAACGAGAAAGCAUGCAGGCGAUCGCCCAGGCAGCUGAUCCACUGGACCUGCAGGAAGACAGUAAAGCAGCUGAGAAAUAGCGUCCGCAGUGAAGGGGUCAGGGUGGGGUGGCUCCUGCUGGAACUGUGCGCGCCUUCCCAAAAGCGUAGGCGCACUUACAGUACAAAACCAAGCAAAGAUACUCGCACAGAUUGUGCCUGCAAGGAAGGAUCACACACUGCGAAAUGGUACAGCCAGCUGCAGUAGAAGUGCCGCACCAAAAAGACGUGGCACUUUGGUAGGGAGUGGGGGAUUGGCAAAGAUCAAGAGUGACCCCGUGCCAGUAUCCCACCCCCUACUCCUCAAUGCACUCCAGGGGGUUAAGUGUGUUUUCUGAACAGUGCAGCUGGCAAGACAGGCAGAUGCAUUCCAUCAUUUGCCACAAGCAGACAGCAAUAAACUGUGGAAUUAAUCAUUGACCAGUCUGCUGUUGAUGCCGCUGUACAGCCAUUAAUGUAAUACAUGUGUUGGUACAUUCCACAAAGUGUGCAGAAGCAGCCGAGUGGUGAAAAAAUCUGUGCCGACAACUGUCACCCUGAAUAUUAAGAGUUUCACCAACCAUUCAGCGACACUAAUGGUAUCCCAAACAUUCACUACUGUAUAAAAUAGUCACAAAAGGAAAUACAAAUUUGCACAAUUGGGUUUAAAACAAACAAACAAACAAACAAACAGAAAAACCACAACACUGUGAUAAUGUAUCUUAGUCUUAAUGAAAAUGGGUUUCGCAUUAAUACCGCUUGAAAGGGAUCAAUCUUUGUCGUUUAGGAUACCAUUCUCACCUCUGAUCGGGAUAGACAGACAGACGCCUCUUGUAUGCCGGCUUUGUAGAUUAGCUUGUUGAGGACUUACAGGUGUGUGGGCUUCAUAAGUGGUUGUAUGAAAGUGGGAUAUAGAGCAGAUAGGUAUGUGGAAUGGAACAAUAUAAACAGUCGAUACAGCAAGUACUCUUUCCAUAAAUGUGUGGCUUGCAGAGUGGAAGGUGGUGAAAGGAAUGGAUAAUGUGCAGGAUCCUCUGUUCCUUUUGAAUGCUCCUAUAACAAUUCAUACUAGCCUUCUCUGACAGCCAACAAAUUAAAUUGCAGUUGUGACUUGCAGAUCUAAAUCAGCUGUGCAGCUGUACAGUACAGAAGCUAUCAAUUAUAAGAUGUGUGCAUUCUACAUGUUAACCGUGAUGACAAAGGGAAAGCUGUGGUUUAAAACAUGACCCCUGACAUUUCAACUCGAGGGACAAUGAAUUCAAACACAUGGCUCAUGUAACUGCUAUGUCCUUGAAUGUGUUGUGCUAAGGAUAAGGAGGCUUUGGGGAUCACAGGUAAUCUGCAGACUUUGCUAGCGCUCAGGUAACGAAGAACUUAACUGAUUUUGUUUUCUUUAUUUUUUUUUGUCUGGUCCAAAUGAUGCACGACACCCACACAAAGUGAUUUAACAUUGCCAUUGGAGCCAGUUCGUUUAGUCAGUUUCUAUAGAUAUUCUGCACAUGUGCCUUUGAGCAACAACCUUUCUGAUAAUCCUGUUGUUUAAAAAUAAAUAAAUAAAUAAAUAAAUGAAAAGCCAGUAUUAAUAAUGGCAAACUUACUAAUGUAAUUUGUUUGCUGUGCAUAUUAACAAUUCUAGCAGCAAUUUCCUGUGCAGUUCCUGAGUUUACACAGGAAACCCACAGGAAAUUAACUGAUUUUUUUUUUUUUUGAAACGCUGGCUCCAAUAUUAAACGCAGGGAGUACAGUUUUAUUGAAAUGUCCUGAAACCAUGAGCUCCUGUUAAGGAUUCUGGUAUAGCUGGAAAAACUACCACCUCACUCCAUGAUGUGUACUAAGGCUAUCAAUGUUAUAGUAAAAUACAUUAUUGCCAAAAACUAGCUAAUAGCUAAAUUAAAAAUGAAGUGUGUAGCAAAAUGGGAUAGGAAUAUAUUAGAUUUGUGAGCCAAGUUAGAAUACCACUUGUUCUUAGCUUCUAGGUUAGACCGCAGUGUCUUCUCUACUGUACAUGCAGUGCAAUGCCAUUUAGUAACGUACUUGAGAUACCACAUCCUUAUGUACAGUGAGGGAUUAUUGUGUCCACAGGCGCAGUAUAUGUAGAUUGAAUGCCUAUUGCUAGAACUAAUAAUGUCACAGUGUGCACGUAUGGCUGUGCCGAUAUGUUUGCCUCAUCACCCUAUGACUCUUAGUCUAGUUUUUGUAAUGCCGUACUUUUCUUCCACUGUGAAAUUACCCACAUGGUUUAGGACCACUUUCCAUGAAACCUGUUAUAUAUUCAAUUUUAAAUACAGUUACUAUUUAAUUAUUCUCAUUCAUACCAUUUUUUUUUUUUUUAACAGCUUGUGAAUGUGAACAAGAUGUUAAUUGAUUUCAUCGUCAGCCAGUGCACCUUGGUAGUGUUAAAAUGUUUUUGCAUCUCUGUUACUGUAAAUCGCAGAGGCCCAGUAUAGCCUCUACAUCAGUUUCCCAGUGAAUAUGAGAAGUGGAUUUUUUCAUUUUGAAACUGUCUUCUUAAAACCUGUGGAUGGAGAAGUUAUACCUUUUAUGUUCCAGGAUAACGAUGUUCAGUGUUUAUUUUAAAUAAAUCUGAGCGUAAUUAACAGUGACCUCCUUUUAACAGUAUCUAUAAGGGCAGUGUAACUAUUGCUGUGUGAAAGCCAUGUAUUCCCCAGGUUUGAUCUGAUUUGACACGUUCAUCAGGAAGCCAGCCACACUAGUUGUGAGUAACAAGCCUCUAAAUUUUGCCUUUUCCCCACAGACAGGUCAAAAGAACAUACAAUGCAGAGGAGUGCAUUUUUCAUGGUUCAUGUUGGAAGUUUGCUUUCUACCAGUAUUGCCUUCUCUGCCCUUUUGUGACCACUAAUCACAGCAAAAAGCACCUUUUUUCGUUGUUAUCGAGGAUUUUUAGAAAUACUGAAAGAAACUUAACAAAUUCACGUCUUGUGACAUUCAUUUCGAUGACCCUGCUAUAGCUGCUGUGUCUGCGAUUGCUAUGGUAUUAUAAACCUAUGCCCUUGCACUAUAAAAGUGGUUUCGUUGGUACAUGCACAUGAAUAUUCUUGUGUCGUAUUAUUUGGGGAAGACCGUGUAGAACUAGCACUCUGGGUUUAACAACUUAAUUAGGGUGCUGCAUCUUUUUUUAAACUGUUAUUAAUCAUAAGUUCUGCUUUUUACUUGAAUGUUUUUAUGUACAUGUAUACGUUUGUAGGGAACCAAUUUAUAUUUAAAACAACCAACAUAGUCAGGGUUUUGGUAAGGAGGCCACAAUUGCAUUAAUGAAUGUUGGGAUUGAUUAAGCAGUGGCUGGUGUGGUUUAAGAUAAUGAAAUGUGGUUAUAUAGUUGCUGUGAAAUACUGUGGACCUUAAAAAUAAAAUGUGAAUGUCAAACAAAUCAAUAAAUGCAUUUUCCCUG
Molecule: messenger RNA, 4994 nt
Organism: Acipenser ruthenus (sterlet)
Lineage: Eukaryota; Metazoa; Chordata; Actinopteri; Acipenseriformes; Acipenseridae
Product: solute carrier family 35 member E2A-like
Exons: 9
Coding region: 491-1648 (385 amino acids)
Cellular component (GO): Golgi apparatus
Molecular function (GO): antiporter activity
Source: RefSeq, a predicted model, not a curated record